Messenger RNA from Sclerotinia sclerotiorum 1980 UF-70, 1413 nucleotides. RefSeq lists its product as hypothetical. The coding region runs from base 1 to 1413 and encodes 470 amino acids. The record is from RefSeq and is a predicted model, not a curated record. The transcript has 3 exons. Lineage: Eukaryota; Fungi; Ascomycota; Leotiomycetes; Helotiales; Sclerotiniaceae.
AUGUCAGAACCUACCAACAAUGACGUCCCUUAUGGAUGUAGACUUCUCCCACAACUAGUUGAUGAAAAGGCUGAAAGCCAUCCAACUCAACUGAUGGGUAUGAUUGCAAAAUCAUCAGAUCUAUCACAUGGAUUCUUCGAAUUCACCUACAAAGAUAUUGCAAAUGCUGUUAACUUCAUGUCUUGGUGGCUGUUGGAGAAGCUGGGACCACCAAGCGAGGACAAGAACACAAUAGCCUAUAUAGGAAUCACUGACUUCAGAUACCUCGUUAUGGAGCUUGCUGCCAUAAAAAUCGGCUAUAUCAUUCUAAUUCCAUCGAUUCGUAACUCGCAAGAAAAUUUUACCGAUUUAUUCACUGGAACUAAUGUCAAUGGUCUUUUCUUCUCCGGAAAACUGCCCAUAAACAUAACAGGACUAGUACAUCCGAGACCGGCCAUGAAAGCCUUCGAGAUACCAGAGUUUGAUGAGAUGACCCAGGAGGAAGGUCCCCCUUAUCUUUACAGCAAGACUUGGGACGAAGCUAAAGACGAUGUAAUCAUCUGUCACCACACAUCUGGGACCACUGGGUCACCAAAGCCAAUUUACCAUACCCAUAGGUUCUACUCUGUUCUCGACGCUUUGAGGAAAUUACGCCACAUCAAAUCAGACGCUGAACCAUUUGGUAUAUUUCUCAUUGGUGAGGUUCCAAAUACUCGUGUCUAUUUUGGCAUGCCUUUCUUUCAUUUCGGUGGUUGCGCAUCUGUAUUUUCUGCGUUGUUUAAUGAGGCUGUUGCCGUCCUUGGGCCUACCGACAGCCUCAUUAACGCCAAGUUGGUCUGCAAUAUUGUGAAAAAGGCUAGAUGUCGAGUAAUUGUCCAGGUCCCGUCAAUCACCGAUGAUAUUGCGAAAUACUUUUACCAAGAAUUUUUGGAUUUGCUUCCCGAUUUAGAAAUCAUUAUCAGUUCUGGUGGACCUCUUUCAGCUACCACAGGUGAUCUCCUUGCUUCUAAAGUCAGAUUGGGACAAGUUUAUGGUUCAACCGAAGCAGGAUCACUUGCUCAGCAAGAAACAAGCGACGAAGAUUGGGGGUGGAUGAGAUUUAACUUUGAUGUUGGGGGUUUGAAAAUGGAACCACUUGAGGAUGAUCCUGGAAGAUAUGAGCUCGUUAUACGCAAAAUACCACAAGAUGCUUGGAUCCAAGGAGUAUUUGCAAUUUUCCCUAGUCUUGAAGAGUGGAGAACAAGGGACAUUUUUGAGAAACAUCCGAGCAAGCCACUUUACAGGUUCUCUGGUCGUAUUGAUGACGUUAUAGUUCUUUCAAACGGAGAGAAGUUGAAUCCGGCUAGGAUGGAAAAUCAUCAUAUCCGCGCACGAACUUUUGACUGGGGCUCUAGUCAUUGGUCUCGGAAGAACACAAGUUUCACUACUUAUUGA